AUGCGACAGCUGCUUCUGACGGCGUGUGCCUCCCUGGUGGCAGCAAGUUGCACCGGCAACCUCCCACCGCCCAUGGUGAACCUUUGCGCGAGCGAUUGGCCGGGACGCGAUGCUAGCAGGCUCUACUUGGUCAUGUUCUACUCCCCUCGUUGCGGGCACUGUGAGAGGCUGAAGCCUUUGCUGCUUCACCUCGCGCGGACCAGCAACGACAUCUUCGGCCUCCCGAAUCGGCCGUUGACGGUGGCUGGGGUGGAUUGCCCCGAGGAGUCGAACCACCAACUCUGCAAGCGCUACAACGUCACGGGCUACCCCACCAUUUUCGCCAUCGGCCAAGGACAUGAGGCGCGGUACAAGGCUGGUGCCAGCGACGCUGAGCUGCGGCGUUUCCUGCGAACGACCGUAGGCAGCGGUGCCUCGCGGCGGGCACGCUGCGGAGCAGGAGUCUUCAAGGAGCCAGUGGUGAACCUGUGCAAGGCGCAUUUCCCAGAGGCUGAGGCCAAGCACCCGUGGCUGGUGAUCCUCUACGCCUCCCGCGCGAAGUCGUUGAAGCGCCUCCAAACGCCGCUUGCCGCCGCCGCGGAGGACCUCGGUGGUGGCGCCACGCGGAUUUCGCGGCCCGAGCGCCUGGCAGCGCUGGCGGAGAAGUACAAGCUCCGCGUGCGCCACGGGGGACAACUCUCAGGCUCGAAGCCUUUCGCCAAGGUGGGCGCAAUGUGCUGCGACUGUGACCAGGAAGCUCGUGACUUCUGCAAGAGCUUAGCACCUGGAUCUCUGCUGCCGGUGCUGUUGUGGUCGUCCGGAGGAAAGGUCGAGGUCUCGAGCCGUUCGCCUUUUGUGGCCGGGAACCUGGUACACGUGGCACUGGCACACCUGGGCCUCAGCGCAGGGCCGCAGAGUUCGGAAAGCGCCAAGAGCAAGAGCGCCAAGAGAGGGAAACGCUCUGCACGUGGUGAGGGCCAUGAUGAGCUAUGA
Messenger RNA from Durusdinium trenchii, 972 nucleotides. The record is from the annotation of a GenBank genome assembly. NCBI's taxonomy places the organism in Eukaryota, Dinophyceae, Suessiales, Symbiodiniaceae.